Platichthys flesus (European flounder) is the source of this 3600-nucleotide messenger RNA. RefSeq names its product radixin. Gene Ontology annotation, biological process: positive regulation of early endosome to late endosome transport; regulation of cell shape; positive regulation of protein localization to early endosome. Gene Ontology annotation, cellular component: apical part of cell; adherens junction; microvillus. NCBI's taxonomy places the organism in Eukaryota, Metazoa, Chordata, Actinopteri, Pleuronectiformes, Pleuronectidae. Bases 531 to 2249 code for a protein of 572 amino acids. The record is from RefSeq and is a predicted model, not a curated record. Gene Ontology annotation, molecular function: cell adhesion molecule binding; actin binding. The transcript is spliced from 15 exons.
CCUUUCAGGGGGGAACUAUGCCCUAUAUAAGCAUGUGUGACCAGAGGGGUCUCUGCAGUAUAAAACGUCUCCUGGCCGGUUCCUGUGUUAAAGUCAAGGAGUCCUGGUUGACACCCCGCUGCUCUGCAGAUUGUCAGCGCCGGGGUGAGGGAGGGGGUGAAGCUGCAGGACUCACCACGCCUCGGUUACGGUUCGGCAAGUUCGUCAGCCAUAUUGACUGUGUGCACCUCCGGCCGUGGGAUCCUGGCGGAGGAGUCUCCCGCAGCCCGUAUCACAGUAUCACCGCGUCAGCCCUCGGUGCGCACCGUGUCCGGUAAACGGCGCAGAGGAGGACGGGAAGGUGAAACGCUCUAUUUUUACGCGAGGUGGAUCUAUAUAAAGACGCACAGCCAGCUGGAGGGGGUGACAGUUGGACACAUCCUCAGCCGCCGGGCGUUAGAGGUGCUGGUGCCCCGUAGGGAGGCAGGAAGACGGAGGGGGACUUCAUUGCAGUUUCUCAGAAUCAGGGGGCGGUUGGAGAAAGGAGAAAGAUGCCUAAACCAAUCAACGUGCGCGUCACCACCAUGGACGCUGAGCUGGAGUUUGCCAUCCAGCCCAACACGACAGGCAAACAGCUCUUUGACCAGGUGGUGAAGACGGUGGGUUUGAGGGAGGUCUGGUUCUUCGGCCUCCAGUACACAGACAGUAAAGGUUACGUGACGUGGCUCAAACUCAACAAAAAGGUGACCCAGCAGGAUGUGAAGAAGGAGAAUCCGCUACAGUUCAAGUUCAGAGCAAAGUUCUUCCCAGAGGAUGUGUCCGAGGAGCUGAUCCAGGAGAUCACACAGAAGCUCUUCUUCCUGCAGGUAAAGGAGGCCAUUUUAAACGAUGAGAACUACUGUCCCCCGGAGACGGCCGUGCUGCUGGCCUCCUACGCUGUCCAGGCCAAGUACGGAGAUUACAACAAAGAUGGUCACAAGCCGGGCUACCUGGCCUCCGACCGGCUACUGCCACAACGAGUUCUGGAGCAACACAAGCUGACAAAGGAACAGUGGGAGGACAGAAUACAGACCUGGCAUGAGGAACACAGAAGCAUGCUCAGGGAGGACGCCAUGAUGGAGUAUCUGAAGAUCGCUCAGGACCUGGAGAUGUACGGUGUCAACUACUUUGAAAUAAAAAACAAGAAGGGCACGGAGCUGUGGCUCGGGGUCGACGCGCUGGGGCUAAACAUCUAUGAGCAUGAAGACAAGUUGUCGCCAAAGAUCGGCUUCCCCUGGAGCGAGAUCAGAAACAUCUCCUUCAACGACAAGAAGUUUGUCAUUAAGCCCAUUGAUAAGAAAGCUCCAGAUUUUGUGUUUUACGCCCCUCGGUUGCGCAUCAACAAGCGCAUCCUGGCGUUAUGUAUGGGAAACCAUGAGCUGUACAUGAGGAGGAGGAAGCCCGACACCAUCGAGGUGCAGCAGAUGAAGGCUCAGGCCAGAGAGGAAAAACACCACAAACAGAUGGAGAGAGCGCAGCUGGAGAACGAGAAGAAGAAGCGAGAGCACGCGGAGAAGGAAAAGGAGCGAAUAGAGAGAGAGAAGGAGGAGCUGAUCCAGAGGUUGAGGCAGAUCGAGGAGCAGACACACAGAGCUCAGAAAGAGCUGGAGGAUCAGACUCGCAAAGCACUUGAGUUGGAGCAGGAGCGGAAGCGGGCGAAGGAGGAGGCCGAGCGUUUGGAGAGGGAGAAGCUGGCGGCGGAGGAGGCCAAGGCGUCGUUGGCUCAGCAGGCGGCCGACCAGAUGAAGAACCACGAACAACUGGCUGCUGAACUAGCGGAGUUCACUGCUAAGAUUGCUCUGCUUGAGGAGGCAAAGAGGAAAAAAGAAGAGGAAGCAACAGAGUGGCAACACAAAGCUCUAUCAGCUCAAGAAGACCUGGAAAAGACCCGGGAGGAGCUGAAGACAGCCAUGACGUCUCCACCGGCGCCAGAGCACGACGAACAGGACGAAACUAACGCCGAGGCGAGCGCCGAGCUGCUCAGCGACGGGGUCAGCAGCCACCGCAGCGAGGAGGAACGCAUCACUGAGGCUCAGAAGAACGAACGUGUCAAGAAACAGCUACAGGCUCUGAGUUCCGAGUUGGCCGAGGCCCGUGACGACACAAAGAAAACUCAGAACGACAUGCUGCACGCCGAGAACGUCAGGGCAGGAAGAGACAAGUACAAAACCCUGCGCCAGAUCCGCCAGGGUAACACCAAGCAGCGCAUCGACGAGUUUGAGUCCAUGUGAGGAGGGGGGGGGACACAACGAUGUCAACGCAUCACUUUCCUUGUGGAGCCCGAAACCUGCAGGAGCUCCUGCUGUGGUCCUCUCAUGACAAGGAACGACCAGCUGACGGGCUUUGUAGCUUCAGCCUCGCCAAAGCUCUGCCGAGCAGCGGUUAGCCAAUCACACAGCGACCUGCUUUUUAGAGCGCCCGACCCCAAUGAAGCACGUCUUUUAAUCGGUUGGAAAAAUAGCAAGCGACGUAUACUGUCGAUCACAGACUCCUCCCUUUUACAAUCUGACAAUAUUAAUGCUUGCAUGUCUGAUAAAUAAACAGCAACAGGAGCGUUUGAGAAAAUGGCAUCACAGAGAAUUGGCCGAUGUCGUGCUUUUACCCAACAAAAAAGAAAAUGGCCAUUUGUAGCUUUUCAAUGUUGCUAGCACACUCGUACGUAAAGCUUUAAUAUCUGUACCUUACUUUUAUUUCUUUGUAAUCAGUUGAAUUUAAAUAAUUUGUUUAAAAAAGUUAAAAAGAAAAGAAAACCGCCUAAUUUGUCUCUUUUCCUUCCCAUCUUGUCACCUUCUCUCAUUUUGUGCAGGGGAAGGAUUCCUUUUCAUUUCUGCUAUGAGUGUCAUCCGUGUGUUUAUGUGGCAUCAGCUGAGUUAUCUCCAGUUUACGAACGCUCCCUCUGGAGAUUUGGGAGCAAACACACAUGCAAAACUUAAUUAGCUUGUUUUCAAUGCUGAGGUGUUUGUUCCAAUAUGUAAUUUACCCCCAGAAUAAAUAAUUAAUUUAUAUUUCAAACGACUCUGCUACAGAAAGAUCUGUCUGCAGGGAUCAGAGCACGUUAAUUUUUAUUUAUUGAUUAAGGAAGAUGCGUCAGAAAAACCUGUUUGAACCUGACAUGAUGUGGUGUCACUGUAAAUCUCAAAGAGGCUGAAAUUGUAACUUCAAGCCAGUUUUUAAUAAGUGUUAUUUUUUUCUUGUAAAACAGGUUUUGCAAGUUUUCAGCUUCCAACUGGAGUGACAUUCUUUUGAUGGCUGUAAAAGUUACCACCAGGACACAAAUGAUUAUUAUCAGAUAUACUACCUGUGUUGUUGAUAAUACUUUUACGAGUUGAAUUAUUAAUUUCCUUAGAAAACUAGCGAUUCAAUUUCUAGCUCUUGUCAUGUUAAUCGCUCUCAUAGUGUAGAUGUCCCACCAAGGCCCAACAGAACCUAAUAUUCAAUUAAGCUGCACCAAACUGCACACUCAUAGAUAUGAAUCUGUCCCCUCAAGAUUCCUAAUUACUGUCAUCAAGAUUCAAGAAUUACUUAGGAAAACUGUGAAUUUGUCAAUAAAUGCCUUAUUUCACCAUGUUAGAAAAAGUGAAG